This is a messenger RNA of Aspergillus mulundensis, 723 nucleotides long. RefSeq names its product Mth938-like domain-containing protein. Bases 1 to 723 code for a protein of 240 amino acids. Gene Ontology annotation, biological process: mitochondrial respiratory chain complex I assembly. NCBI's taxonomy places the organism in Eukaryota, Fungi, Ascomycota, Eurotiomycetes, Eurotiales, Aspergillaceae. The record is from RefSeq and is a predicted model, not a curated record. Gene Ontology annotation, cellular component: mitochondrial inner membrane. The transcript has 2 exons.
AUGCAUCCACCAUCUCUUCAGCUCCUUCGAGCCCUGCGAACAUCCAUAUCCCCAACCACAGUUAGAGCCGCCACCCCUCUCUGCGCGAACCUUACCCGCAUGCAAGCUCAUAUCGCCUCGCCAUUCGAUUCUUCUCGUCGCCAUAACAGCGGCUCUAAUGGCCCUGCACACAUCCGCCCAACCCGCAUGGUGUCCCGCGCCCAUCCAUCGAAACCACGCAGCCAUGACCGCGGCCCGCCAUCAAAGGAGGAUACUCAGACUGACUUCGCUGCGCUUAAUGUUCUCGGAAACAUCCCUACCCCGACAACGGCGGUCGAUGCCUGUCUGGAUACGGGAUUCCAUCUAGACAAUGGUGUUAAGAUUACAGGUGGUGACGGGGUGAUGCUGGUCGGCGGAGAGGCUUUCACUUGGAGACCUUGGCUGGGGAAACAGGACGGGGACAAGAGCAGUAUGGUCAAUGCGAAGGGGCAGUUUGAGGUUGAUGAGCAGGCAUGGGGUCUUCUGGACCUAGUGUGGCCUCGUCCUGAUUUGCUGAUUCUUGGAAUGGGAGCUUCCAUAUACCCUCUCGCGCCUGAGACUAGAAAGCGCAUCAACGCUCUUGGGAUCCGGGUUGAAGUGGUGGAUACGAGGAACGCUGCUGCGCAGUUCAACCUGCUCGCGACCGAGCGGGGAGUCUCUGAGAUUGCGGCUGCCAUGAUUCCGAUCGGAUGGAAGGGGAGGUAA